Messenger RNA from Helicoverpa zea (corn earworm), 3998 nucleotides. RefSeq names its product peptidoglycan-recognition protein LE-like. Gene Ontology annotation, biological process: peptidoglycan catabolic process. Gene Ontology annotation, molecular function: zinc ion binding; N-acetylmuramoyl-L-alanine amidase activity. The coding region runs from base 438 to 1763 and encodes 441 amino acids. Lineage: Eukaryota; Metazoa; Arthropoda; Insecta; Lepidoptera; Noctuidae. The record is from RefSeq and is a predicted model, not a curated record. The transcript has 5 exons.
AUUCAUUCUGAAAUAUUCAAAAUACUCAGUAAUCACGCUCACAGCGUUAUUUUCAGAAUAUUAAUAGUAAACGCGUGUUUAUCAAGAAAUAAAUACGCACAUGGCAAAGUUUUAUAUGUAUACUUAUUUUUUUAAUUUAUAGUCUGUGAUUCAAAAGUUGUAAAUCUUUGUAAAAAAAAUUGUUGUUUCGGUAAAACUUAAUGUAAAACUUGAGGAUAAUUUUCAAAAAAAUAAGGAGAAAAGUACAUGGACGUGAUUAUUAUUUGUUAGUAAACGCUUUAGCAUUCCAAUCCUCCCAUAUCCACUGAAUUGGAGUAAAUGCGGGUUUUUGUAAUAUUUUCCUGAUGCUAAAUUGCGACAAAAAUGUACAUCCGCACUUGUGUUUUGAUUUAAUGUAAGAUGUAAGUUUGCAUAGUGUUACAGUGCAGGCACUGAUAAUGGCACUGAAAUCAGAGACGACCUGUGUAGACGACAGACUUGGUUUAAGAGUAGAAGGUGAUCUCGGGGAUUUUCAAAUCGUCGAAGAAAAAAGUGAUAGUGAAGAUGAUGACAAGACAUACAGUAGUUCAAGGACAGUCGACACUCUUGAUACCAUUCCAUCGAGUCUGGUGAGACCCAGCAACUCUCCUAUUUGUGGUAAUGUGGCUGUAACAAAUUCUGAAAACAUAGUGAUAGGAAACAACACUUAUUUCAAUGGUCCAGUGGUAAUUAAGCAAGUAAUCCAAAACGCUUCCGGACUGGAGAAUCUUUCGUAUGUGAAAUCGGAAAAUGAGGAUACUGUGCCAGAACAAAAAUAUCAAGAGCAUUCAAAAAAUGAUAAAGCUGUCAGGCAGUUUCACUUAAGGAAAUGGCAUAAAAUUACUUUUUCAGCAGUAUGUAUAGUAAUACUAGGUGGAAUUUUUGCAAUAUUGUCAAUAAUACUUACCAACUCCAGUCAAGAUGAUAGUUCGUCGGGAACCGAUGAGAAUUCAUCUAGCAAUAGUGACUACACAAAGGUGGUGGGAUUGUUCUAUGAAAACUUAAACUUAAUUAUAGUUGCAAUUAUAUUGACGCCUUUAACAUUCCUGUUGAUGUUUUAUACAUUACUAACAUUGGAUGGCUCUGGUGAUAACAAUGUGGUUGCGGAUACCGCGAAGAGUAGAAAAAAGAGAGACUAUGACGUCAUACUUGAUGAUAACGAUCCAUACGCACAAAAAGAUAAUUCACUAUUGAUAGCACCGGAUCAUUUAAGGAUAGUGUCUAGAACAGAAUGGCUAGCUCAGCCUGUAGAGGACCCAUUAGAUAAAAUCCGACAGCCCGUACCCUGGGUCAUCAUAUCACAUACAGCAACAGAAAGUUGCAAAACACAGAGUGAAUGCGUUUACCGCGUGCGUCUCAUACAAAUGUUCCACGUCGAGUCAAGAAAGUGGUCAGAUAUUGGGUACAACUUUCUCGUUGCGGGCGACGGCUCCGCGUACUUUGGUCGCGGUUGGGACUAUAUAGGCGCUCACACACUAGGCUAUAACAAAUAUAGCAUUGGGAUCAGUUUUAUUGGCACGUUCAAUAAUGAUCCCCCACCUAAGAAGCAAAUUGAUGCAUGUUUAAAGCUGCUCAAAAGGGGAGUGGACACUGGCAAACUCGCAAAGGAUUAUAAACUGUUCGCUCACCGUCAACUAGCGUCCACUUUAAGCCCCGGCGAUAAACUGUACGAUAUCAUAAAAGAGUGGCCGCACUUUGUUACGAAUUUUUCAGACCCCUCGGAAUUACUGCCGAAUUAUACUUGAAUAUUUAAUGAAUCUUUUUAAUGUGAGAUACACAUUGUACAUUCACAUAAUUGUAGAUAUGGAUAUGGUUUAUUUUGAAAUAAGUAUCAAAUUGUUAUAAGUCUGUACCUAUGAGAUAGGUUUUCUUGCUAUUGCGAAUGUUUUAAUGUUAAGCGAAAUUCGAAUAAUCUGUAUUUAUAUUUCUUUCGCGUUAUGACCAGUUAUGUUUUUACAUAAUUAUACAAACACACAAACGUUAGCUAAGCAAUAAUAUUUAUCAAAAACCUUAUCCUCGCUGACAUUUGUUUGGAGUAUUAUUUGACGUAAUUCUAUUUCCCAUCGUGAAUUAUAAUAUUGGAAGACUCUGUUCUUCAUAUUCACAGAUUUUUGUGAUUACUUGUUAUGUUAUGACUAUCGCUGUUAAUUUAACAUUAUUCGACACUUUGAAUUGCUGAGCUGUUUACGACGUUGUUAGUAAACUUUGUAUUUUUUAUAGAUCAAAUAAUUUUCUGUUCCAUUGAUUAUGCUGCCCCUACAGUACGUGAUAUUUUGUAUGUAAGUGCUGUGUACUUCUUUAAGUGAUUUCUUCACCAUAAUGUGAUGCAUGUGAAACAACUUACGUUUGAUUGUAUAGAGGAUAUGUCGUUGAAGUACCUAAAAAAUAAAUAGACCUGUAAAUAGGUUAUUUAGACUUUAUUAAGUAUUGCUCUGAAGUAUACUCGGUGUAAUCCUUAUAAAGAGAUUUUUCCUUAGAACAUACUGCCAGCCAAACUUGUGGUCUACCAUUUACCUUCCUACGAUAGAGACAUAUCAUGAAACAUUAAGUCCCCGUAUUCCGGUAAAAAGUGAACUUGGCGAUAUUAGAUUACGUAUAGACCUUUGUCAAGAUUUCCUAAAGAACUUUCUUGGCCGGCCGAAUCUUAUAUGGUUUGAACAUCGUUUUUCUAAUCAUUUAAGGAUCUCAGAAACGAGCAUCACAAUAGUUACUGUAUUUCUAUACACAAAUAGUUUAAAUGCUGUUAUAUAAAUAUAUAAAAUAAGAUUAAGGUGCUAUUUACCUAUAGAAGUAAUAUAUUAUGUACAUAGUACGUGAACAAAAAUGUAAAAAAUAUAUACGUAUUUUUUUAUUUUAAGUAUUGUUUGACAAUAUUCUGUGUGUGUGGUGCAUAUUAAAGCUUAUAUAUUUUAAUGAAUGCGAAUUGUUAUCCAAAGCAUUUAUUUUUAGUAGAUUAGUUUUUUUGAUUUUUUGUUUUAAGCAUCCAUUGUAAGGUCAGAAUAUUUUUCUAUACUUGUGUCUUGCCUUGAUUCGUAUCAGAUUUGGAUUUUUAUUUUAUUAUACAAUUUUUAACCACUCGCUGUGAUUAUGAAUGUGUACUGAUUCAAUGCAGUAUUUGGUGCAUUAUCGGUUUUUAAUAAAUUCUUAUACAUGCUCAACUUUGGUAAAAAAUGUUGUAUUAAACCAGUAUUUGUUGUACGUAUGUAAAGUAUUUGAUUUGUAUUAUUUGUAGUAUUGUUGAUCAGAAAAAAAUAAAGUAAUUGGUUGAAUGGCAAAAUGGAAUAAUGUAUUUAUUUACUGUCUAGCUUAUGUCUUGCAUUUCGUCUACGUUAACUUCGCUCUUAAAAAAAUCAUGGAAUAUCAUCAAAUGCCUUGUGGAACGGAAGACUUCAGAUUAUUACUGACUUAAACAAGUUACUUUUAGCCUCUUUCGAGGAAUCCUGCAUCCUCUGAAUUUACUAUUAUUUUUACUACACUCUCGCGAGGGUAGUCUUUGUAGGCGUUGUUUUGCACAACACUGGGUUGAGUUAUGUAUGUCAGAACUAGGUAAUUCGACGUUUUGUAACCUUCGAAGCAAUUCGGCUAGUGUUUUAAUUAUGGGUCAGAAAGACGUCUCGUCUCUGAUAUUUCCUUCCAAAGAUCUCUCAUCGCUGCCUUAUUGCUCAAAAUAUUAUUAAAACUCAUGAAAUUGCCACACUGCCAAAGCUGCAAUUGUUACACACAGGCGAAGAUUUAACGUACCCAGAAUUUGUUUGUUCUCUAUUGUAUAUUACUGUUACAAUUUUAGUAUAUUAUUUACUUCUAUGUAUUACAAAAUUGUGUCUACUAUUUAACUUGGAAGUUAGUACCAAAGUUUUUCUGUGAAUAUAAUGAUCUGUUUGAUAUCUUGUGAAAAAGUACCAAUCGAAUUAAAAGUGACCUUUGUACCUAAAUUGAUACAAAAAUAUUAAAUUACAAUAAAAAUAUUUUAUAAAGUUUUA